AUGGAAUUGUUGAGGAGGCAGAAGGACAUUGAUAUGGGAAAAGUGACAGAACGCUACGCUGAAUAUGUGUUGAGUAUCCCAAAACCUGAGCGCCAGAAGUAUCAUCCUCGUACUCCCAACAAGUUCCGUAAAGUUUCUCGCCGUGCAUGGGAUGGGAUGAUUCGGAAGUGGCGCAAACAUUUACAUGAUUUCGAUAAUCUUAAUUUUGAAGAUACUUGGCGUUCCUUAUCAACUGAUCUCUCGAGUAAUUUUUCUGGUUCAUCAUGGGUUUUGGAAAGUGGUGCAUCUAGUGACACUGAAAAUAUAAACCCAGAGGAAUAUCAUAUUGCUUUAGUAAACCAUAGCCAACCUCUGUCUCGUACAUUUCUAAGUCCAAAGGAUCUUACAGCGUCACCAACUAUUAACGUUUCAUACAGCCGUCAUCAGUAUCGUAAGUACGAUGAAGAUGAGGAUACUUUACAAUCGAAUCCAAGACACUGUAAAGAAGAGGAACGUUUUCCAACUAUUAUACCUAAAGAGGAAGAGGAGGACACUUUGACUGGUUCGUCUAGCAUUCAUGAAAACCGAAGAAUAACGCGAAAUUCUAAAAUGCUUUCUGGGCCUUCUGCCGAUGUGUUACACAGUGGACUUACAAACGAUAUGCAAUCACUUGCUGCAGUUGCUCAAAAAAGGUCUUCAGUACAUCUCGAUCAAAGCAUUGCUGGUAAACGCCCAGUAGAUAUUCAUAGUUUCACUGACUUUCCUCAUUUGAAUUCGUCUGAUGGUGUUUUUUCUCCAAAUAAACGAAUUAAGCGUGGUGGUGUAAAACAUGAGGGAUGA
Messenger RNA from Schistosoma mattheei, 819 nucleotides. The record is from the annotation of a GenBank genome assembly. NCBI's taxonomy places the organism in Eukaryota, Metazoa, Platyhelminthes, Trematoda, Strigeidida, Schistosomatidae.